UCCGUUUACAGACAUCCAUGUCCCUCAAGGCCUCCCUCAGGCUCUGGUUUCAGGGGGACUCUGUUCUCAGGUUAAAAGGAAUGCAGCUUGCAUCUUGUAGUUUAAUGAAUUAACAUAAAUCUCUGAGGUAGCAUUGUUGGACCCGGCUCACAAACCGGACUAUCGCUGGGCCCUGGGUUGGUGUGAAAUCAAAGUCAAGGGAAGAACAUGGCCCCUGACCCCUCCCCUUUUCCCACCUCUUCUUGCCCAGCCCUUUCUGUUUGGGGCACGCAAAGUAGUUAAAAAUGUCAAACUCACAGUAUGCACUGUCAACAACACAAUCAGGAGACUGAAAUAAAAUCCUCCAACUUCACGGUGAUACUUUAUACUUACAUAGCGCCUUUCAUCAGGAGCCUUCCAGUGCCUCAGGAACAUUAACCCUUGCUCACCCUCCUGGGGCUGGGCCUGGAGCAUAGGUUGGCUGAGAAAGCAAAUGUUUGGGGGUAUGGCACACUAUUUCCAGGACAAUUGUCAUGGUGGGUGACAAAUUUUACAUCUCCCCACUUCACCUCUUUCAACAGGCAACUGCCAUAUCAGCCCCACUCCAGCGGUGGUGUACCAUAGUGUCGACAACCCGAUAGGUAGACUGCCCAUGUGUUGAGGGUACUGGAAAGCAGCUCUCUGUUCCCCCAGUGAGGAAAAAGAGCAUUUGGAAGUUGGAAAUGUGAUAUAUCAUGAAAUGCAUCAAAGCAGUUGGUAUGGAGUAAUGUGAACUUUGUUGGACUUCUUCACACUUUAUGGUUUACUCUUGUGGUUUGAUUUAUGUAUGGGGACUACUGUGACAUCUGAAGCAAUUAAAGCCAACAAACAUCUUCAUCCAACUAUGUGCUUGGAACCAUUAAUGGGCACCUGUUUCUUCUUUUCCAAGUUACACUUUGUGCACAAACUUUGUGUCAAAUGUGAGCUAUCAUUGGUAAUGGGUACCAGGAAUUUGUCAGUUGAUCACAGUGCUCUUUCCUAAGGAACCUGAACAAAGCUACACAAUCUUCAUCAAUGUCUGAUUGUGGGCAAGAGGGUUGUAUACUUACCUUUCUUUUUAUAACCAAUGCUUCUUAAAAUGUGGUCUGAGGACCAUUUGCAUAAGAGUGAUGUGGGCCACUUUCUAAACAUGCAGAUUCUCAGGGCCCCUAGAAACUCACACUCUCAAAGCCAUGCUAAUUUGUUUGAGGAUUGCUGAGGUGUUCCUAUGUUACUCCUUCUAAAAUCUCUGUUUCCUAUUUCUGAUCACAUUAACUCCUAAUACAGUUUACUGGCUGGCAACAGGCUGUUUUGUAAGCACUGGUAGAACCAUUAACUUUACCAGAAAAAAAUAGACAUUUGAGGAAAGGAAUAUGAUUUACUGAAGGCUCUCAGUGUGAAGGGAAGCAGGCAGUAAGCACACUUGAAUGCUUGUUCUCCAGUAUUUUCUCCUCACAAUUGGAUCUUGCACAUCUCUAAAAGCAUGGAGAAUUCACUCCAGGGUGAUGGUGUGGGACUAAGUCAUGUGACUGUGAUUCUCAUGGUCUUUGAGGCCUAUGCUAUAUGCCCUCUAAUUGCUAAGCAGAGGGGCAGGUUAUAGAAAGCAGCAAAAGUCACACUAGUUUGAGAUUGGAGUCUGAAUAUCUGUUGAAUGUCCACUGCCAUAUAUCAAAUACAAGAAUCAGAACUCAGCACUUUAAUGAUGACUCCAUGCAUCUAAUUCCAAUUUGCCAUGAUUCACACUGGUUUAUCAAAUCUCUUUUCAAUAUUUAUAAUCCUCAGAGGGAUCUAGGUCUCCCCAGGACACUGGAAGGUCAUGUAGACCUGAGCUGAGACCUAUUGCCUACUGUUUGUGUGAUCAAAGUCAAAUUCCUUAAGUCACAUUAUUUCUCUGGGCCUCCAUUUCAUCAGUUGUAAAAGAGAAGUGAAAAUAGUAAGCAACUCAAAGGAUUAUUUUAAAGGUAAAUUAGGUGAUGUAUUUAAAUAGCACACAUAAAAGCUUAAUAAAUGGCAGUAAUUAUACUUGUCUAUGGGGAUGAGAGGGGGUAGACAGAGAGGAAAUCGGACACUGGAAGUAGAAACUGCACCUGUGAUGUCUUGUUGGGUCUCUAGUAAUAUAUGAUCAUCACCAGCAAGCCCCUCUAAGGGGCCUUUUGGGCUGUGUUUACACCUUGCAGAUCUGAUUACCUGCUUUUACUUUAUAGAUUUUCCAGUUUAAGAUGGAAAGCACUUAAACAUAAAGAAUGCAGCAUUAAGACUUUUAAAAACAUGAACAAGGAAAUAGACAUACACAUGCCUGUGAUAACACUGCCUGGCAAUCCUCCAUGGGUGAGGGGCAGGCCCCUUGGGGAGAGAAAAAUUGCCUAAAUAAAGGACUAGAAGGCACUGGAAGGGAAGGUGGGCCAAGCAUCUCAGCAGGUGCAGGACAUUUUGGCAGCAGCAUUAAUGAGCACCUGAUAGAGGUGGAGAAAACAGCUCCCCCCCACACCUUUCCCUUAUUUGUUUUUAUACUAAGUUGUAAGUCAAGUUAAAUACUUGUAUUUAACUCUCACUUGUUAAAGUAUAACUAUCACACCCAAGGGGCUCCAAAUGUACAUUUAAAUAGAAUGUGGCCUCAGUUUCCUGUAAUGUGUGGAUCAUAGCAAAAUAAAAACAUGCAAGGAAAUAAGGGCUGUGCUUUCCUUUUCUUGAAAUUAUUACAGAUAUGAGAUACCUUCUCACUAGGAAGGAAGACAUGACUCCAGUAUGUUUUCUCUAGAGGAAUGGAAAUAGUGCUUCGAAAAACCUGUCGUACCUUGGUGGAAAUUUUCAAUCACUCUUUUUCUUGAACAUAUUUUUUUCCCUAAAGAAAAACAUAGUAUCUAAUACAGGGCUUAUACUUGGGAAUUUCCACUAUAGAGACCUGUAGACCAUACCUAGGGCAGACAGCCUUGUGUUUUGUGCCAUCACCACAGGCCACUGCCUUCCAAAGCCCCAAGUACCUUCUUAAUAAAGCUCUGAAGACUCCUGUGGAUUAGACUUUCCUGACUGCCCCCCACCCCCACCCCCCCCGACUCCCUCACAGAGUUCCUUAAUGUUAGACUAGCCAUGACAAGGAGCUGGGUAAACCUGUGCCCUUACAAGUUUUCCUUUCAGUGCUUGCUAGCAACCAAUGAACUGAACCAAAGUGGUUCAUACUUGUCUUACCUUAAAACUCCAUUUGUCAAACAGCAAUUGCACAAGGGAAAGGUCAACACUUUAUGUUCUGAGCACUUAACUUUAAUCAUUUCUUAAGGUGGACAGAGUCUAAGAGGUUUUCAAAUCAGUCCUCACAUUUAAGGGGAGGAGGUCUCAUUCAAUCAGAAAUGAAAACCCAAUGCCUGGUUCUCCCUCUUUACCCCAUUUUGUCUCCAGGAAGUGCUGUAACCUAGGAAAAACCCCAUCAGUAUGCAUCCAGUCAACAGCCAUAUACUGAGCACCUACUAUUUGUCAGACACUUGUGGGAAUAGCUAGGUUUCUCCUUGUAAUUAAUCUUGAAAAUUGUACAAUCAUGUACUUUUAUUAUUUAAUAACAAAAGUAGAACAUGCUCAUUGAGAAAAAAAUUCAAACCACACAGGAGCAUAUGAAGUGAAAACUCCCCAAUCAUACUGACCAAGGAUAACCACUGUUGAUAAUUUGCAUAAUUCCCCCCAGCACACAGAAAUUCUGUACUGUAAUUUGUUUUAUUCAUUCAAUGAGCAACUACCUACUUCCUCCUAUGUUAGUACAUUUUUUCAAUCCCCUCCAAGUUUUUUAUACCCCACAUAUAUCAUAAUUUAUAUAAUAUACUUUUUCUCUGAUUAAUGAAUAUUUAGGUUGUCUCUUUGUUUACAAAUAAUUCUGCAAAGAACACUCUUGAUCUUAUAUCCUUAGGCUCUUGUGUGAGCAUAUUUAUGGGAUCAUUCUGAAAAAGGGGAAUUACUGGGUCUAAGGGUUUGGACUUACAAAAUCUUUAGGUAUUUUUAAGUUGUUUUCCAUAAAUGUUGUUGAUUUAAACCCAUUAGUGACAUACAAGACAUGCACUUCCUAUAAAUGAUUCUUAUGUGAAAGUGGAAUAUUUGGGGACCCUACCAAAUCAGUAAUCUAUCUAUGUUCUUUGAGAAAAAGAACUUUUGAUGCUUGAGCAUCCUCCAUGGGUAAUUAGUGAGAUGUGAGGUCAUUGUUUUCCAGGGUAGGGAGAAUGCUUACUCUAAAUAUAUACCCCAUUCCACUGAAUCUACCCUUACUCCUGCCUGCACCCUCAGUGCCCACCUCCCCCAUUUCUGCUUCAGAUUCACUACAGAGGGCUGGUUAUUUGGGUAUAAACAACACAACACAUUGGCUGCCCUCAAAGACCUUUCACACUGGGCUGGGGAGACAGAACACAGACAGCUAAAAACAAGCUAAAAAUACAAGUCAGUAUAUAAAAAGCAGCACAUAAAUAAAAAUAGGGCAGUUCAGAGGAAGGAAGGAAAACAGCCUCUAGAGUUCCAGGUCCAUGGCAGGGACGCAGUGUAGGAUUGCUGAUUUCUCCAGGUGGGGAUGGGGUAGGUGAAGAGAUGAUCAUAAAAACCUUAAGAACCAGCUGACACAAGCGAGAUUCCAUGAGAGAGUGGAAAAUAGGGGAGGAAGUACCCAUUUUUAUCUUGGUAGUGGGAAGUGGGUUGGGCUUGCAGUCUCCCUGAGAUACUAGCUGUACAGGGCUGAGGUUUUCUGUUGUUGUGUUUUGCAUGAUGGGGGUGGCACAGGUAGGUCAUUAACAUUUUGAGAAUCUGAAGAAAGCUUCCAGCACACAUCUCAGAAAAACUCCAGCCUAUUUGCAGGUGCACACAGCAUUUUGCCUACAUUUCAGGGAGCUCUUUCUUGUACCCCCAAGUUGAAAAACUCUACAGUGCAUCUAAAAAGAGUAGCAAUCCAGGGCAAUCCAUGUAGAAAAAUGUUAGCCAGGUAUAUAUGUCUCAGUACAAGUUGUGAGGCAAUGUAAGACUUAACUAAUAUUUAUAUACUUAUGAAUCAUCAGACUCUGAAGCUGACUGGAAACAGGUGAGCAAACAACUGGAUGGGGCUGUGCUGUGCUGGUAUUUCAAAGUUUUCCUUCUUCCCGUCUUCAGUUGAUCCCACAUAAAUUGGUGAGGGCAAUUCUCAAGUCUUUUUUCAGGAGAAAGGAGCCGACUGGAGAGAAACCAAGCUCUUGAAAAUUCGAAAUCAAUGGGAUUAUUUAUGUAUGUAUAACUGGAGUCUACUCCAAGAUGCCGGUUUUGCUGCAGAAAAGAUACUCUAGCUCCCCACCCCCUCCAUUCUUUUUGACAGUCAGUUAAUAAAGACUCAACAGUAAGCAGCUGCCAGUGAUGUCAUUUGGGACUUUGUCCGCGGAACUUGUAUUUACAAGCUUGGAGCAACCACGGAGCCGCAGCUCAGGGAGCGAGUCUCCGCAAACUUGCUCCAAAUUCACUGCAGGACUUUGCUGCCUGUUUGGAUGUUCAGGAAAACUGAGCGUGUUUUCUGAGCAUGGCCUUUUAAUGCUUCAAAAGUAAACAGGAUAAACUCGGGAGGAAAUUUUUAGCUGGAGAGAGUUGUUGCAGUUCUGUGUCUGUCUCCAGGACUGUGACAUGUGUUGACUGAAGAGCUAACUACAAGUGGAAGGAUUUUUUCUCAUGAGCAUUGCACACAGUAGAGCUUUCAUUCUUCUUGUCUUCACCUGGACUGAUUAUAUUGGCCAAGCAGCAAAUCAGUGACCCUGGAAACAGAAGGGGAAUUCUUAUAAAUCACAAAGGAAAAUAAAUAACUUCACUCAUGGAGGGAAAGAGACAGCUUGAGAAAAGGGACUUUGGAAAAAGGCUGUCUCUAGACAGCAGUCUUGUGGAAUACAUGGACUCCAAUAAAUACAUUGAGCAUCUGCUAAGUCAAUUGGAGGAGCAACACAGAAGUUUGUGGAGGGAGAAGUUGGCCGUGGCCAGACUGCAGCGGGAAGUCUCCCAAAGAAGAAGUGAGGGGGCCAUGCAUGAGAAGCUGAUACAUGAAUUGGAAGAAGAGAGACACUUACGUCUUCAGAGCAAGAAGAGGUUGCAGGAGGUGACGCUGGAGUCGGAGCGCAACAGAAUUCAGAUGCGAGGACUUCAGCAGCAGUUCUCCAGGAUGGAAGAAACAGUACGAAAUCUGUUACAGAGUCAAGGACCUCCAGAACAGAGAAAAGAAGAAACUGUUAAUAUAAUGAUCUAUCAGGAAAAACUGUCAGAGGAAGAGAGAAAACACAAGGAAGCUUUGGAAGACCUUCACGUGACAGUCGACGAGGAUUCAAGGAGUGAAGGCAGCAGUGCAGAUGAGGGGAAAGAAAAAACCAAAUUGCUGUUAGAAAGAUUGAAAGCUCUAGAGGCAGAAAAUUCAGCACUGGCUCUGGAAAAUGAAAAUCAAAGGGAACAGUAUGAGCGAUGCCUUGAUGAGGUAGCCAACCAAGUUGUUCAAGCUCUGCUCACUCAAAAGGAUCUAAGGGAGGAAUGUCUAAAGUUGAAAACAAGAGUGUUUGAUUUAGAACAACAGAAUCGAACAUUAAGUAUCCUGUUCCAACAGCGAGUCAGACCAACUUCUGAUCUGCUCCUCCAGAAACUUCACUCACGCAUCUUCGAUCUUUCAUCCGGGGAUUUGCUCACAGAGGUGGAAAGCAGCCGAAGUCUAACGCAGUCACGAACUGGUGCUGAGCUGCAUGAAUGCCAGCCGAAUGCAAAAUCAGGAACCCCUGCUCUGAAAUGCCCCAGCUUAGGGCUUGUCAUCCCUGGCACUCUCUGCCCCCGAACGAGCUGCAGCAGCAGUGAGCUGUCUCUGUCAAGCACCUGCAGUGAGCACUCCAGCGGCUCUUCCUGCACAUGGCAUGAUGGGAAGAACCUCAGGAAAAGGCAAUCAUCACAAAACUGGGAUAAGAGGCUAAGUAUCGACUCUUCACUCCCAAGUGGCUUUGCUAGUCCUACAGAUGAACUACCUCCAUCUCGUGUCAAGGAAAGCCACAUUUUGGAAGGACUAAGAAAGCUCCAGAAGCAAAAAGUGUUACUGGAACCCCCAUCAGUGAUAACCAAAUGGGGUUAUAAAGAUUGCAUGAACUCAAACGAAGGAAUAUAUUCUCCAGGAAUUAAGAGUAGCAGUAUCAAGGAGCAUGCCCCCCACAGAUCCCCUGGGACCAACCACGAGGGGCCCCACAAGGCAUUUGUGUGUGGCACAGAUUCCCACGAUGCCGAGGAGGACUCUUCCUCCUUAGCAUUCCUCCAAGUGGUUCCAAACCAGGGCUGCAGGCUGCACAGUUGUAAAUUAACCCACAGUGUUUCUGACAGUCUGUUUGGCUGGAAUCUGAGUGGAAAACAUUUUCCCAAAGGCACAUCUUCAGUUUACCCCAGGGAGAGGCCUGAAAAGCUGACCCGUUGUGCCAGCAGCUGUCCCAUGGGGAGAAAGCUGUGCCCAAGUGUGCACAUGCCUGAGGCGCAGAGAGAGGGGGAUCCAUGCAGCCAGGACCACCUGGCUCUCUGUCUGCAGCUUUCUGACACCGAGGACGACACCCUCGAUGAGCUGCACAUAGACAGCAGUGAUGGGAAAAGCCCUUCAGAUUUGUCCCUGACCACCGACACCGACAAAUCCGUGGAGAAUCUGGAUCACCUCACAAGAUUUGGAAAAUCUGACAAGGAGGGAAAACAAGUGCCCAUCCACAUAGAGAGCAGGCCAAAGACGUUCAGUUUCAUUAAGCAGCAAAGAGUUGUAAAAAGGACUUCUUCAGAAGAAUGUGUUACUGUAAUAUUUGAUGCAGAGGAUGGCGAGCCCAUUGAGUUCAGCUCUCACCAGACAGGUGUUCUCACUGUUACCAGAGAUGACAUUUCCAUCAGUCAGGCCCCUGCUGGACCCAAGGCAGAAGACUCUGAGCUUUCACCUCAGGGAAUUCCUCACUUACAGCCAGGAACUGCUGCAAGAAACUAUGCUUUCUUAAAAACACCUGAAGAGAAAACUGAGAACAUACCAAGAGACAAUGUAGGUAACGUGGCUGCAGCAUCCACUGCAUUUUUCAACCCCAGGACAUUAACCCAAAAUACUCAGCAGCAAAGGUUGGCCAGACCAACACACAGUAUGUCAUGCCAGAGUGACUGUAGGUCUUCAGUGUCCAUGGGUAUGUAUCCGAAGCAAAGCCUGACAAAAAUACCUGCCAGGGGCAAGUCUCCACCUCAGAAAUCAAAACUAAUGGAGGCUGAAACUGCCACAAGAGUCCCUUCCUCUGGCCCAGUGACUCUUGAAAAAUCACCCACCCUAGCUCCCAGUAAACUCUUACAAUCCACGAAGACUGAGGGCCUGGAACCCCUUGCUGAUUUACGGCCAGAUUCACACAUUCCAAAACACCGCACCCAACCUCUUCACAGCUCCAAAAUGUCCAGCAGAAGGGAAGGGGCCCAGUGCUCCAAGAGUCCAGGUCCUGCACCACAGCCACUGUCGAGGCCCCUCCCUGAGCCUGGUGACAAUGGAGAGCCCCCCACCAGGGAUAAACACUGUGAUGCUGGGCCAGAGGCCAGGCUGGAGGCGCCUUCCUGCCCACCCCAUCCUGGCAGGUCAGUCUCCCUACUCAGGCCCAGUUAUGACUGUUUGCUACCACCUGCCAAGCCUCAAGCCAGAGUCCCUAGCGAAACAGCAAGGACUGUAUUCAAAGCCCCACCUCUGAAAGGAUCCUCUGUUCCUAUCAUUUCUUCUAAUCUGACCAUGACGGAAGUGCCAGGGAAGAAACCGUCAAUGGCCUUCAAAAAGCCUAUCUUCACUCACCCUCUGCCUUCCACGGAAACAGGGAUUCAAACCAGAUGUGCUGCCCACACGCCCUCCAGAUCAUUCGCCAUGAAGGCCCCGGGGCCCCCAAAGGUCUCUCCAAAGAGAGGUGUCGCCAAAACCCCACCUCACCAAACGCUUGGGGCUGCACACACGGACCCAGAGUUACGGACUCCCAAGAGCUGCCCUGCAGCCCAGGAGCCCCCGGAAACAUUGUCCUCCGGAAGUGUAGACCCAGGGAGACAAGGACAACAGAAAGACAGCGUCUCCACAUCACCUAGGCCUUCCGUGUUAGGUGUCAGUGAGUCACCGCCAGCUCAGGGAAGCAGUCCCUCUUCAUCACCAGCCUCCAGAGGCUGCCACAGCCCACAUGGUUUUCUGCAUGCUCAUGAGAAAGGCCUGACAGCUCGCCUCCCAGCUGGGCUCAGAGUUCUCACAAAGUCUCCCCAGUUGCUCAGGAAAAGUUCCACGGUGCCAGGGAAACAUGAAAAAGACAGUCUAAAUGAAGCCUCUAAAAGCUCUGUGGCUGUACGCAAGUGUCCACUCGAGGACUCUGGGGCUGCAGCAAGCCCUGGGGCCACAGUGGGUGAAAGCAGUGGGACUCCGUGGGGGCUGCAAGCACAAGACAGUUUGGCUGAAGAGCUUCUCCUGGAAGCUGCCGUCCCAGAGGCAUUGGAAAAUGGGGCUGCUGCUGGAAAAGAUGGGCUAGAAAACAGGUCUGUGAAAAGAUCCCUUUCCUCCAACAAGCCACACCCCAAACCAGCUCUAGGCAUGAACGGAGCCAAAGCCCGCAGCCAGAGUUUCAGCGCUCGCUCAGGAGACAAGCCCCCAACUCCGCCCAUAGAAGGGCCUGGCAAAGUCCGAACUCAGAUUAUUACCACCACUGCCGAGAGAGGCAGUUCCCUCACCCGGCAGAGCUCCUCCACAGAAGGCUCUCCGCACAAGACCCCUGCUGCCCCCAUGCCUGACAGUCCGCCCAGUGCCGGGAGGCCCCUGGGGCAUCCCUCCUCCAGGCAAAGCCCCCUGGGGAGCACGGGCAACCCCGGCAGCCAGCACGGGAGCCCACGCAAGUUGCCUUGGAGGAUCCCUCGGAGAUCUUUAGGGCCCCUCGCCCCUGCUGGAAUGGAAGACCAGCAGGCCUGCCCUCAGGGAGGAGGCCCUCGUGUGGCUGUCCCUGAGGAGUCAGGCAGCGACCACUGCAGAUGCCCACCCACCCCAGCACACUGCCCACGAGUCCUGCAAAGUCCAGGGAGGACACAGUGUGCAACCAACACUGAAACAAGCAGGACUCCCAAGCUAGAAACUUCUGGAAGAUAUCCAGAUAAUUCCACAACCAGGACUGGUGCUGUGAGCCCAGAAGCCCCCCUCUCACCCACAAUUGAAGAAAAGGUCAUGUUGUGCAUUCAGGAAAAUGUGGAAAAGGGCCAAGUACAAACAAAGUCCACGUCUGUGGAGGCAAAGCCGAAGCCCGGGCCUUCCUUUGCCAGCUGGUUUGGUUUUAGGCGGAGCAGACUUCCAGCUCUCAGUAGCAGGAAAAUGGAUGUCCCCAAAAUGGAAAGGAAAGAUGCAAAAGGUUUGGGGUUUGGAAACAAACAGCUAAAAUCAGAGAGAAAAAAAGAGAGAAAGAAUCUCGAACUACAGUUUGAGAUAGAAAAUGGGCUUAACAGGGACUCCGAGGUGGCAGAUAGCCCAGACGGUGGUUUGCCAAGCAAAAAUUAUCUGAAAACGCCACCACUGGACAUUUACCACCAAAUGACAUUUGAACCGCAAAGCAGACCCAGCCCUGUUACGGGUUCAACAAAAGAUACCUUUUUGACAGAACUUUUGAACAGAGUUGAUAAGAAAGCAGCUCACCAGACAGAAAAUGGAUCAAAUAGUGUUGCCUGCAGGAGUGUGUUAAAGGGCAGCUCCCAGGGCUCAGGUCUCACCUGCAGCUCUACCAGCCCUCAAGGAAACCACAAGAAGAACAUCAAAACUAAAGCUGAUCUGGAAACACCAAAAGGCUCACUGAUAAAAGAGGCUAAUGAAAACCUGCAAGAUGAUGAAGAAGAUACAGUUGCAGAUUCCACAUUUCAGAGCCACAUCAUAGAAUCAAACUGCCAGAUGAGGACAUUGGACAGUGGGAUUGGAACCUUCCCACUCCCAGACUCUGGAAAUCGCUCAGCAGGACGGUAUAUAUGCCAGCCAGACUCCCCAGAGGACGCAGGGCCCAUCCUGUCUCUCCAGCCCGCCCUUUGUGCAGCUUCAUCCAUCGGAGCCCAGACCCUUGAACGAGAAGUGCCUUCCUCUGCAGACUGCCAGGGCACUGCAGAUGAUGCCACUGUGCAUCCCACAUCAGACCCCAUUGUGACGGCCAGAGGGACACGACCUCUUCAGAGCCGCCUCCCCAAGCCAGCCUCCUCAGGAAAAAUCAAUUCCCAGAAGCAGAAUGAAGCAGAGCCACAGCCUCAGACUUGCUCGUCAUUUGACUAUACUGACAACACCAAGGCAAGGGAGCCACUUGCAGACUGGGGCAGUGAAGACAACGCUGAGACCCAGAAAUUGAAACAAGUUGAAGAAACAAAAGGAGAUCCUGAGAAUAGAUUAUCUAAAAUAUCCCUGGAGUCGUUCAAUAAAUAUAACAGUAAAACUGUGACUUUAUUAGAAAAAGAGAAGAACUCACUGAACAAGGUUGAAGAACAAAAGGAAGAAAAAGAAAGAAAUGAACAGGCAUCUCUGAGUAGCUCUGAUAGGCCUGGGGUAGACAAUUUGGAAUCUCUGAGUGAUUCUUUAUAUGAUAGCUUCUCUUCCUGUGCAAGUCAAGGUUCAAAUGAUGUAUAAAGGACUUGUGUUUCCUUAGUGAGCUGGAAAUGGAGCACUUAAGAAACAGGGGUGGCAGGGCAGCAGGCAGUGACAACAAACUCCUUCAACACUAGAGCCUACACUGUUAGAUUCACAGCAAGCAACCCCCUGGAGCUUACUAUCUUGACAGGGCAGGAAAGAUCAACUCCAUUUGUCCUGCUUCGGAGAAUGGAAAACAAACACACCAACAAUACAGUCUUAAUUUUGCACUUUUUUUUUUUGAAUACUUGUACAGAAGUUGUAAAUUUUUUGGAAAAGAGAUUAUAUUUGUAGCAAAAAAAAAAAAAAAGCCAGCAAUAAACUGAAUCAGUGCCAUGCUCUUGAAACAAUGUCCUAGAUCUUAGAAGUUGAUAAUAUAUUUUUUAAAAAUUCCAACUAAAGUUUGUGUUCAGUUCAGCGUCCUAGUCCUUCAAUUGUUUGUGGGUACACUCUGUAAAGCUACACCAGGGCCUGCCAAAAACCAGAUGGCUUACUGUAAUCUCUAUCUCACUGUUUCAAUUGGAUAUAAACUUUAAUUCUAGUACAAUUUCCAAAUUGUUGCCAGAAAGAUUCAAGUUCUAGUAACAAGUGUAAUUCUGCUCCUACUGAAAAAGGUAAAGGGUACUGACGUGUGACACUGGUCGGAAGGGGUAAGUGACAGAAGGGAUAAGGGUCAGAAGUGACCUGAUUCCAUUUUCAAUAGCAGGUUUUCCCUCCAAGCAUUUUCUACAUCCUCUUGUACUCAGUACUCUAUGAUUCUCAACAUUGUUGAUUUUAUCUUCCUGCUUUUUAUUAAAAUACAGGCAAUCUAAAAAUGAAAGCAAAUUCCUGUUUGCAACGUUCACUUUUUUAAAAAUAAAAGGAACGGUUGGUGCUAAAAAAAUUCCUACUUUUUAAUAUCCUUUUUUCUACAAAGUCUGUUUAUAUGUAAGGAUAAAUUCUAUUUUAAAGGUUAUUUGUAUUUUUUCUAGAUGUGAACUAUUUAUAAGCGCUUUUGUACAGGAGCUUGUAAACUAGGUAUAAUAGAAAUAUUUUUAGGAUCUAUAUGGUUACUUUAGUACAUACUUGUUUAAGAGUAUUGUAUGAUCAGUGUUAUUUAGUUAAUUUGUGCAAUUUGUUACAUUUUAAUUUUAUCUUAAAUGAUAUUAUGUAAAGUGUCAUUGUCUUUCAGACUUAAUUAUUUUGAUUCAUUUCUGAAUAAAAGUAUUACAAUCGCA
This is a messenger RNA of Manis pentadactyla (Chinese pangolin), 12813 nucleotides long. It is a transcript of the gene NCKAP5, whose product is annotated as NCK associated protein 5. The record is from RefSeq and is a predicted model, not a curated record. Lineage: Eukaryota; Metazoa; Chordata; Mammalia; Pholidota; Manidae. Gene Ontology annotation, cellular component: microtubule plus-end. Bases 5789 to 11596 code for a protein of 1935 amino acids. Gene Ontology annotation, biological process: microtubule depolymerization; microtubule bundle formation. The transcript is spliced from 19 exons.